UAAUAUUAUAACAUGUCUAGUUGUAAUAAUGUUAAGAUACUUUAUAUUAUUUCAAUGUUUUCAAAUAAUCAUUUGCAUACUGUAUCCACUAGUUGAUCCAAAUCGGUUGUAUGAUUACAAUCCUCCCGAAAAUGAAGUUACAUUUCACUUAUAUGAUAGGAAGAAUUUCUCAAAAAAUUAUGAAAUCUUUAUUGGCAAUUCCACUUCGUUUGAGCAAACCCAAUUUAAUACAGAUGAGCCAACAAUAAUUAUUAUUCAUGGAUGGACACAUGGAAACGAUACACCAUGGGUUCGUGAGCUGGCAGAAGUUUUAGCCGGUACUAAUUUCUGGAACGUCCUCGUUGUGAAUUGGUCUAAGCUUUCACGUGUUACAUAUGUUGAGGCGAGACUUCACAAUACAGUUGUAGCGAAACAAGUGAAGAAACUUAUGAUAUUUUUGGCGGAGACUAAAUAUUAUUCUAUGUCAAGCGUACAUAUCGUUGGUCACAGUAUGGGUGCUCAAAUAGGGGCUAAUGCUGCUCAACGUAUUCAUAUUGAAAUAGGAGAAAAAAUUGGUAGAAUAACAGGGUUGGAUCCUGCUGCUCCUCUUUAUGAGUUUCCUCACAUCGAAUCCUUAGAUGAAGUAUUAGAUCCUUCAGAUGCCUCAUUUGUUGACGCAAUUCAUACAAACGCAAAACAUAUUGGAAUGAUUACACCAGCGGGUCACGUCGAUUACUACGUUAAUGGAGGUCAGCAACAAUGGGGAUGCAAUACGUGGAGAUGCAGCCACAUACGAGCAUGUGAACUCUUCAUUGCUUCGAUUAGAAAACCUGAUCUAUUCAAGGCGUUCUCGUAUGACUCAUGGGUGAAAUUUAAUGAUAAAAUAACGAAUUCUUUGGAAGUAUAUCCCAUGGGAAUAGCAGCCAGUCCCAAAAUUCCAUUUGGAAUAUAUUUUUUGGAAGUUAAAGAUGAAUAUACGAAAUAUGUGUCUAGUAAAACAAGUUUAAUGGAUAGUUACGGGUCAUAUUUUGGAGAAAUGCAAUUAUUAAAUCUUUUUUAGUACUAGAUAUUUAAUUUUGACAAUCAAUGUUGUAAUUUUUUCCCUUUUUUAGACACUUGAGGAAUAAUAAAUAAUUUUA
Messenger RNA from Psylliodes chrysocephalus, 1118 nucleotides. The record is from the annotation of a GenBank genome assembly. Lineage: Eukaryota; Metazoa; Arthropoda; Insecta; Coleoptera; Chrysomelidae.